ACCUGUGAACAAGAUGCAGAGUUGUGUACUAGGAAUUAUCUUAGUAGGCUGCGUUUGGCAGGACUUGGCUGGCGGCUUGGGACUCCGUGGCGUGGCCGGCACGGUGGGCAACCUCGCUCGCGGCGGCCUGUCCCUCGCGGAGGGCGCUGCCGGUGCCGGCGUGUCUCUCGGCGAGGGCGCGAGGCGCCUGGGCGGCGAGGCGGCCAGGUCCGCCAUCGGCGCUGGCGAGUCCGCCGCCCGCGCCGCCAUCAGGGCCGGCCAGGGCGCCGCCGACCUGACCUCUCGCACCGCCAAGUCCGGCGUCGAUGCGGCCCAGAACGCCGCCACCGUGGGCGUCGCCGUCGGCAAGGGCGUCACCAAGGUCGUCGCCGGCGCAGCCGAGGACGCCAUUGAAGCCCUGCGAGGCUCCGCGGCAUGAUGACGUAACCAAAAUCCCCUGCGCAAACUAGUUCUCCACAAACACUGCAACGAAUGUGACGCCAUAGUAUUCGUUUGAAUGUGAAUUUUGUCACGUUCGUUAGAAUUUGAUGUCACAUUCGUAAUGAAUAUCCGAUCCACAAUCAAACGAAUGUGACGCCAUAAUUAGGCGGCCGUUCGUUUCAGUUUCAAACGAAUGUGACACCGUGUGACGAAAUUCACGUUCUAACGAACAUGACGUCACAUUCGUUGAAUAACAGUGAACGACUGAAAAAUAAAUUUGCAACAAUCGAAGACCGUGAUCCGUUGAUGCUAACGGAAAAUGGUUCAAAUAAAAAAAUGUGCCACUUCUCAUAACUUAA
Messenger RNA from Thrips palmi, 779 nucleotides. RefSeq lists its product as uncharacterized. The record is from RefSeq and is a predicted model, not a curated record. Lineage: Eukaryota; Metazoa; Arthropoda; Insecta; Thysanoptera; Thripidae. The coding region runs from base 14 to 418 and encodes 134 amino acids. The transcript has 2 exons.